Messenger RNA from Brassica napus (rape), 1237 nucleotides. RefSeq names its product magnesium dechelatase SGR1, chloroplastic. The record is from RefSeq and is a predicted model, not a curated record. The transcript is spliced from 4 exons. Bases 318 to 1118 code for a protein of 266 amino acids. Lineage: Eukaryota; Viridiplantae; Streptophyta; Magnoliopsida; Brassicales; Brassicaceae.
GAUUUGGGCAAAGCAAGUGUGAAACGUAAAGCAAACACCCAUUUAAACACACACAAGCCAAGACAAGAACCAACCCAAUACGCAUCAUCAUCAGAAGAACCCUAAAUUCCAGGAAGAGAGAAGAUAAAUAUCUCAAGCUCAAAGCUUCAAUCAACAGUUAAAGUCCCAAGCUUUCGAUUACGAACACGAUAGAAAUCGUGUGAGAUCUACCUGGUUUCCAAGCCUCGCUAAAGGGUCUCUCUGUAUUCAUCUUUCUAUCUUAAUUCUAAAAAAAAAAAUUUGAAGCUUUGGUUUGGUUCAAGAGACAGCAGAGAGAGAUGUGUAGUUUGUCAGCGAACAUGUUGUUACCGACAAAGCUGAAACCAGCUUAUUCAGACAAACUGGGUAAUAGUACCAACUCACUCCUUGUCGCCAAUACAAGAUCCAAGAGGAAGAACCAAUCCGUUGUUCCCAUGGCAAGAUUGUUUGGACCGGCUAUCUUCGAAUCAUCCAAGUUGAAAGUAUUGUUUCUAGGGGUUGAUGACAAGAAGCUUCCACCAACGCUUCCAAGGACUUACACUCUCACUCACAGUGACAUUACUGCUAAACUAACUUUAGCUAUUUCUCACUCCGUUAACAAUUCUCAGUUGCAAGGAUGGGCAAAUAGGCUAUACAGAGAUGAAGUGGUAGCAGAAUGGAAGAAAGUUAAAGGGGACAUGUCGCUUCACGUCCACUGCCACAUAAGCGGUGGCCAUUUCCUCUUAGAUCUCUUCCCAAAGUUACGAUACUACAUCUUUUCCAAAGAACUACCUGUUGUGUUGAAGGCUAUUGUUCACGGAGACGGCAACUUGUUGAACAACUAUCCCGAUUUACAAGAGUCUCUUGUUUGGGUCUAUUUCCAUUCCAAUGUUGAUGAGUUCAACAGAGUCGAGUGUUGGGGUCCGCUUUGGGAAGCUACUUCGCCUGAUGGUCACAGGACUCAAACUCUUCCUGAGACUCGGUGCAAGGAUGAAUGCAGUUGUUGUUUCCCGCAGGUUAGCUCGAUUCCGUGGUCUCAUAGUCUUAGUAACGAAGGUGUGGCUGGCUACUCUGGGACUCAAACCGAGGGAAUGCCUACUCCUAAUCCGGAGAAACUCUAGUGAUUCAACCGACAUAAUACAAGUCUGGUUUGGUUUGGUGUACGUAAUGUGGUAUAGGAAAGUAACGAUUAUUUGUAUGUUGAAUAGUAUUAAAUUAAGUUAAACAUGUUUAAUUAUUA